Messenger RNA from Penicillium pulvis, 966 nucleotides. RefSeq names its product aldo/keto reductase family protein. Lineage: Eukaryota; Fungi; Ascomycota; Eurotiomycetes; Eurotiales; Aspergillaceae. The coding region runs from base 1 to 966 and encodes 321 amino acids. Gene Ontology annotation, cellular component: cytoplasm. The transcript is spliced from 3 exons. The record is from RefSeq and is a predicted model, not a curated record.
AUGCCGUUUCUUGUUGGAAAAGAGGUCGGCCCUACUGGCUAUGGUACCAUGAGAUUGACCUGGAACCCCCAGGUAACCCCAGAGGAUGUUGCCUUUGAAACAUUGAACAAGGCUCUAGAGCUAGGUGCCAACUUCUGGAAUGGUGGCGAACUCUACGGCACACCCGACUACAACUCCUUGCACCUGUUGAACAAGUACUUCACCAAGUACCCCGAGAAUGCCGAAAAGGUGGUUCUCAGCAUCAAGGGUGGACUGAAAGUUGGCCAGUUGAUGCCAGACGGCUCAGAGGAGAACAUCCGUCGCAGUGUAGACGAAUGCCUGAAGGUCCUGGAUGGAAAGAAGAAGGUCGAUAUCUUCCAAUGUGCGCGCCAGGACAAGAAUUUCCCCGUCGAGCACACCGUGGAGGUCCUCGCGAAGUGCGUGAAAGAGGGCAAGAUUGGGGGAAUUGGACUAAGUGAAGUGGAUGCCGAGACCAUCCGACGCGCAGCCAAGGUAAACCCCAUCGCUGCCGUUGAGGUUGAAAUGUCCUUGUGGUCAACUGAUAUCCUUGAAAACGAUAUUGCCAAUGCUUGCGCAGAGCUCAACAUCCCUGUUAUUGCUUACUCACCCCUGGGCCGGGGUGCACUGACUGGCACCGUGACCUCGUUGUCCGACAUCCCGGAAGGUGACUUCCGUCGGCAUACUCCGCGCUUCCAGGAGGCCAACUUUCAACAAAAUAUGAAGCUGAUCAACGAGGUCAAGAGCCUGGCAUCUCGGAAGGGUGUUGCCCCAGCUCAGGUGGCCUUGGGUUGGAUCCGGAGCUUGAGUGAAAAGCCUGGCAUGCCUACUAUUAUCCCCAUCCCCGGUGGCACAACUGUUGACAAGGUGACCCAGAAUCUUGUGGGAGUCAAGCUGUUCUCUGAUGAGGAGUUGGCCGAGGUCGACACAAUCCUGAAGGAAAAUGCCGUUGCUGGAUCGCGCUACUAA